UCAAAUUGCGAUGGAACUCGCAUGUUUUGUGCAAAGCCUAACAUUAACAUUAACGGUCAUAGGGAUCUACGCGUUAACAGUGUGGAUCUACGAAACAUUCAAAUCACCAAUCGGAAUCCUCUGGGGUCUCUCGAAGCAGUGCAUCUGCGACGUAAACUUCACUGAACGAUAUGGACAGUGGGCUGUGAUAAGUGGUGGUUCCGAUGGGAUCGGUCGUCAAUAUGCUCGAUUUUUCGCACGGAAAGGACUCAACAUAGUCAUCAUUGCACUACCGGACGAAAUACUGAAGCAGACUGCAGAGGAAAUCGAAUCAACGUUUCACGUGCAAGUGAAACAGAUUUCGGCCGACUUCUCAAAAGGUUUUGAACUGAGCGAUUACUUGAAAAACGAACUGGAUGAUCUAGACGUUGGAGUACUUGUUAACAACGUAGGCGUUGCCAAUACAUUACCAGUCUAUUAUGAAACCUGUGCGCUGAGCCUGUACCAGCGAAUGGUCAACGUAAACAUCAACGCAGCAGUCAUAUUGAGUCACAUCAUACUGCAGCGGAUGAAGCAAAGGCGCCGUGGCUUGCUGAUCAACAUAGCCUCCGUCGCUGGGCUACGACCACUGCCCUUAGGACUGAUGUACAGUGCAACGAAAGCGUUCAUGGCUAGCUUCAGUAAUGCUUUACGUGAAGAGUUGGCCGAUUUCGGAAUCGAAUGUCAAACUGUCACGCCGUACUUUGUGGCUACAAGCAUGACGGAAGAAUUAAGAGUGGAUAGGUUCUUACGAAUAAUCAGCAGCGACGUAGAGACUUACGGAAAAUUUCUCACGAUGAUUGUUGGAAAGACAGCUCAAACCACUGGAUACUGGUUGCACGGUUUGACGCUGACGGCUAUCAAUUUGCUCCCUGCUGACCUAACAAUAAAGGUGGCUUUCGAGGCAGCAAAAUCAUGGAUAAAGAAAAAAAAUCUAACCGAUUAGGUUUUCGUCAAUUAUACACAUUAUACUAUCGCGUUUUAGUUUGUGAGCUAAA
Molecule: messenger RNA, 1016 nt
Organism: Topomyia yanbarensis
Lineage: Eukaryota; Metazoa; Arthropoda; Insecta; Diptera; Culicidae
Product: 17-beta-hydroxysteroid dehydrogenase type 3-like
Exons: 4
Coding region: 11-964 (317 amino acids)
Cellular component (GO): endoplasmic reticulum
Molecular function (GO): oxidoreductase activity
Source: RefSeq, a predicted model, not a curated record